Thrips palmi is the source of this 2876-nucleotide messenger RNA. Its product is annotated as sericin 1-like. The record is from RefSeq and is a predicted model, not a curated record. The coding region runs from base 14 to 2017 and encodes 667 amino acids. NCBI's taxonomy places the organism in Eukaryota, Metazoa, Arthropoda, Insecta, Thysanoptera, Thripidae. The transcript has a single exon.
UUCGCGCGAGUUGAUGGAAUUCGGCGCCAAGGCGAGGAUCGCGCCCAACCCGCCUGGGGGUAUCUGCUUGCACCUCAGCGUCCAAGAGUUAAACAUGCCGGAGAACGCCAAAGUAAAGGAGUACGUUGCGCGCUGGUGCCGGCGGCAAGACGUUGUUUGUAGGACAGAGAAUGACCAAGUUCGGGCCCCAGAAAUCUCAGGUGGUGCGCAAGAAAUCUCAGGUGAAUCAAGCAGGAGCCAAAGAAGCACACGGAAAAAACGCACGGCGGGAGAAACCAGAAAUCUGUGCCCCAUCUGUGAAGAAAUUGAAAGAGGCCUUUUGAGGCCCAAGGAGGAAAUAAGGGCUUACAUUCUGCUGUGGUGCAGACAAAAUGCACCAGGCACAGUAACGCAGUAUAGUCCAGCCCUCAUCACAUCUGAGGACAAAUUAGCUCAGUCUUCUUCGGGAGCCUUAAGCGCUGCCUACUCUUCAGGAGCCAAUGGCCAGUCUGCGUCUAAAGCUACAGCUACAGCCCAGUCUUCAGCUUCCAACAACUUUGGUCAGGCCGCUUCAUCUUCCAACGCCAUCAGUCAGUCUGCCUCUGAUGCAUCGAGCGCUGCUCACUCGUCAGCAAGCAACAACUUUGGCCAGUCAUCGUCUGGAGCUACUAGUGCUGCUCACUCUUCAGCAAGCAACAGCUUUGGCCAGUCAUCAUCUGGAGCUACUAGUGCUGCCCACUCUUCAGCAAGCAACAACUUUGGCCAGUCAUCGUCUGGAGCUACUAGUGCUGCUCACUCUUCAGCAAGCAACAGCUUUGGCCAGUCAUCGUCAGGAGCUACUAGUGCUGCCCACUCUUCAGCAAGCAACAGCUUUGGCCAGUCAUCGUCUGGAGCUACUAGUGCUGCCCACUCUUCAGCAAGCAACAACUUUGGCCAGUCAUCGUCAGGAGCUUCUAGUGCUGCCCACUCUUCAGCGGCAAAUAAUUUCGGCCAGUCUUCCUCAGAAGCCUCGAGUGCCGCGCACUCGUCCGCAUCAAACAAUUUCAGCCAAUCUUCAUCUGAAGCUGCAAGCGCAGCCCACUCUUCAACUAAUAACAACUUUGGACAGUCAGCUUCUGGAUCCUCUUCUGCCCUAUCCUCAUCUCUGCAUAGAGUAGACCAAUCUUCAUCUGGAGCAUCUAGCGCUGCCCACUCUUCAUCAUCCAACGUCAUCGGCCAGUCUGCCUCUGAAGCGUCGAGCGGAGCCUACUCUUCAGCAGGCAGCAACUUUGGCCAGUCAGCAUCUGGAGCUACUAGUGCUGCCCACUCUUCGGCGGCGAACCAUUUCGACCAGUCUUCCUCAGGUGCCUCAAGUGCCGCACACUCGUCAACCAACUAUCAUUUUGGACAAUCUACAUCUGAAGCAGCAAGCGCUGCCCACUCUUCAUCAUCCAACGCGAUCGGUCAAUCUGCCUCUGAUGCAUCAAGCGUUGCACACUCUUCUGCAGCGAACAGUUUCGGGCAGUCUUCCUCAGGGGCUUCAAGUGCCGCACACUCGUCAUCCACCAACAAUUUUGGGCAUUCUACAUCUGAAGCUUCCAGUGGCGCCCACUCAUCAGCAGCCAACAAUUACGAACAGUCAGCCGCUGGAGCCUCUAGCUCUGCCCAUACUUCGGUGGCCAACAAUUUCGGACAGUCUUCGACCGUUGCCAACAGUGCUGCGCACUCUUCAGCAGGCAGCAAGGUUGGCCAAUCAGCGUCCGGAGCUACUAGUGCCGCCCACUCUUCAGCGGUAAACAAUGCCGCACAGUCGUCUUCAAGUGCUUCAAGUGCCGCACACUCGUCUUCCACCAACAAAUUUGGACAAUCUUCAUCUGAAGCUGCAAGCGCAGCCCACUCUUCAGCAGCACACCAAUUUGGAUCUUCUGUCACCGGUGCAGACAGCACUGCGCACUCUUCAUCAAGCCACAAUUUUGGACAAUCCUCCUCGGGGUCAUUGAGUGCCGGCCACUCUUCAUCCUGUCAACAAUCACGGACAGUCAGCCGCUGGAGCCUCUAGCUCUGCCCAUACUGCAGCAGCAAACAAUUUCGGACAUUCUUCGACCGUUGCCAACAGCGCCGCGCACUCUUCAGCAGGCAAUAGCUUUGGCCAGUCUGCGUCUGAAGCUUCUAGUGCUGCCCACUCUUCAACGGCGAACAAUUUCAGCCAGUCUUCUUCAGGUGCCUCCAGUGCCGCGCACUCUUCCGUCGCAAACAAUUUCGGCCAGUCUUCAUCUGAAGCUGCAAGCGCAGCCCACUCUUCAACUAACAACAAUUUCGGACAGUCUUCCUCAGGUGCCUCGAGUAACGCGCUCUCUUCCGCCGCAAACAAAUUCGACCAAUCUUCAUCUGAAGCUGCAAGCGCAGCCCACUCUUCUACUAACAGCAACUUCGGACAGUCAGCUUCUGGAUCUUCUUCCGCCCUAUCCUCAUCUGUACACAGAGUAGACCAAUCUUCAUCUGGAGCAUCUAGCGCUGCCCACUCUUCAUCAUCCAACGUCAUCGGCCAGUCUGCCUCUGAAGCGUCGAGCGGUGCCUACUCUUCGGCGAGCGGCAACUUUGGCCAAUCAGCUUCUGGAGCUACUAGUGCUGCCCAAUCUCUGCCGAGUCUGGAUAGUGAUUCUCUUUCCGGGUUCCUGGAUCGUUGCCCAUGUGCGGCUAUUUUUAGAGAACUCCUGACGCAUCGUAUAUCCGAAACGCCUGCUCAGUAGUAAGGACACGUCUAUCCUACUGCUCCCCUCUUUCUACUCUGAUGGUGUCCUUGAUGUAACUGGCCUACCAUGAAAUUUUCAGGUGGACUAGGAAAUUAUUGGGAUGAAAUUUCAGUCAGAAAAUAUAGCUGUUUGGGGAUUUGGAGUUUUGGCCUACCCAGGCAUGUU